Molecule: messenger RNA, 1905 nt
Organism: Nerophis lumbriciformis (worm pipefish)
Lineage: Eukaryota; Metazoa; Chordata; Actinopteri; Syngnathiformes; Syngnathidae
Source: RefSeq, a predicted model, not a curated record
AUGGCUCGCCGGGAUCCGUUAUUCGCCGUCAUGGCAACACUCCUCAGCGCCACCUUCGGCGGUCUGCUAGUGUGGCGAGCGUUCAGCACCAAAAGGAAGCGGUCGCCUUCCGUCCAGAGGGAAAGUCCGCUUCCUGUCGCCACGGAGGACGAUUGGAAGCCCCUACGUGAAGUGUUUGAGGCGGUGGAGUGUAAGAAGACCCUGGCAGUCCCUCCAGUGCGCAUCCCGUCCCCUGAGCAGCUGUUAAAGGUGACGCCUGUGACUGUGAGCUCCCAGGAGGAGUGGAAUCAGCUGUGGACGCAGAUGCAGGAGGACCUGGCAGUGGUUCCAGUGCUGGGACUCGACUGUGAAUGGGAAAAGACCAACUGUCGUUUCUUUGCACAGGUGUCCGUAAAGGAGUGCCCCCAGGUGGUCUCCCUGCUCCAGAUGGCGUCCUAUUCCGGACGCUGCGUGCUGGUAAGGCUUCCAGCGUUCCGCGGCACACAGCUUCCACCGGACCUGGUGGAGGUCCUGCGCAACCCGCAUGUCCUGAAGGUGGGUGUCGGUUGCCUUGAUGACGGCAAGCGCCUCACGUGCGACUACGGGCUGUCGCUGACCUGCACGGUGGACCUUCGGCACCUCGCCCUUGAACAAAAAAAAAUGCCAGUAAAUAACGGACUUGGCUUGAAGUCACUGGCAGCUGAGGUGCUCAACAUUUCGCUUGACAAGUCCCUGGAACUGCGAUGUAGUGACUGGGAGGCAGAUGAGCUGACACCGGAGCAGAUGACGUACGCCGCCAGAGAUGCCCAAGUGUCCGUCGCCCUCCUUUUCCACCUGCUUGGCCUCCGCUCAGAAGCCGAUAUGGCUCCCGCCAACACUCUCUCCUACGCUGCGUUGGCCGCCCGCUGCCAGGGGAUGGUGGACGUGCCCUUCAAGGGACGUGGGGUGAAUGAGCAAAGCGGCGGUGCAGAAAAGACAAGACGGACCCGGGGGCGACUAAAGGCCGCUUCCUUCAUCUCAGAGUCUGGAGAUCAACAAAUCCCAGACCCUAGGAAGAACAACAAAAGGAAGCCCCUGGGAGCGGGCUACUCUCCAAGGAAGUCUCCUCUCUAUGACAACUGCUUCCUGCAUGCCCCUGAUGGUCAGCCACUUUGCACAUGUGAUAAGAGGAAAGCCAAAUGGUACCUGGACAAAGGAAUAGGAGUGCUUCAAAGUGAGGAUCCGUUCGUGGUGAGGCUUCUUUUCGAGCCGUCGGGACGUCCAGACUCCCAGCAGGACUACUACCUCACCUCUAAGGAGAACCUCUGUGUUGUCUGUGGGAGAGAAGACUCCUACAUCAGGAAGAACAUCGUUCCCCACGAGUACCGGCGACACUUCCCCAGCGAGAUGAAGGAUCACAACUCUCACGACAUCCUGCUCCUGUGCACCACCUGCCACGUCACCUCCAACGUGCACGACACCUUACUCAAGCAACAACUGGCCGAUGAUUUCGCCGCCCCACAGGGCUGCGAGGAAGGCGUCCGGAUCGCUGAGGACCCGGAGCGACGCCGAGCACGCUCAGCAGCCCGUGCUCUGCUCAGCGUGGGCGACAGGCUACCCGUUCGGCGGCGAGACGAGCUGUUGGCGUUUAUCAGGAGCUUCCUGGACAUGAGCCAAGAGCAAGAACUGACUGAGGACGAGCUUCGGCGAGUCGCUAACUUUGAGACACGGAUUUUGAACGAGGCAUACGUGCCUCACGGCCUGAAGGUAGUGCGUGGCUACGCCCGGCGAGGCUGGCAGGGCUUGAUGGAACUGGAGCGGCGCUGGAGGCAGCACUUCCUGUCCACUAUGCGCCCCAAGCACCUUCCGCCACUCUGGUGCGUGCAUCACAACCACCACAAGUUCUUGCGCAAGUACGGAGAAGAUGUGCCCAUCAAACUCACUUGA